AUGCAAGAUCAAUCUCGGUCAACUCAAAAAAGAUCAAGGCAAGCAGAGGCUCAAAGUCUCUACGAGCAAAUAUCAGAUGAUAGAGAGCUGAUUGAGACCAUUGGAUCAAUUUUAGAAACAAAUGCUUGCGGAAAUCAUAAAAUUGCCGAAGAAUUACAAAACAAAUCAAUGACUGAUUUCCAACAUAUUAUAAAUCCGCCGUAUUACACUAAAUUGGAUGCUAUUUUUGAACUUGAUGAGCCUCCAGUUUGGAUUGAGCCUUUAAUCGAAGAUAAGAAGUGGGCAACUAUUAUUAUAAAUCUUGCAAGCAAAUAUCCUGAUUCCAAAUUCUUCAAAUUCUGCUAUAAUUUGAUUUUCAAAAUUCAUCCAGAACUUAUUGAUUCAAUUCCAGCAAAUUCAUUAGGAUCCCAAGAUUACACAUCGUUUUUGAUAAAAACAAUUACUGCUCCUGAUUUCGGACCACAAAAUCACGAAAAACUUUUAAGAAUUAUUCUCACAGAUGAUUUAACUUUAGUUAAAAGUGCGAUGUUGAUUUACCAAACCCACAACAUUCCUCUGAUUUUAGAUGUCUACAAAUGGAUUUCUGCGUCUCCUGGAGGAAAGAAAAAAGCUGAUCUCUAUUUGAGAAUAAUUCUAAGCUUCGAGAACUGCUCACACGAUAUGUUCCAAUUUAUUAUUGGUGAAACAUUCGCACAAAGGAACUGUGCAAGAUUAUGCGAACAAAUCAUCAACCUUAACAGAGAAAUCACUCCUAUUACAGCAAAACUCGCAAUUACUAUGUUUAAUAAGGUAGCUUUAACCGAUGCAGCUACGAUUAAAAAACUUAUGGCCAGAGAAGACGAAAUUAAACAGGCACAACCUCCAAUUCCCCAACAGAACCCGAGCCAAGACCAAGAAAAUCCUUCUUCUCAACCUCAUGUCCCUCCAUCCAAUCAACCAAUUACAGAUGACCAAAUUUCCAGAGUUGUUGAUGGAAUUAAGAAUUGGAUGGUUGCCAAUAGCUUCAGAGAUUUCAUUGCAUUAUGCAGAUAUAGAUUUUUCUCAGUUCAACUCGUAGAAUUAAUUCGAGAACGCGAUCUUGCCAAAAAUGACCUCGUAAGAUACGGAAAUUUCAAAGAAACACUUGAAGAAAAGGUUUUCUGCGAAAUUGGCUUCAAACACGAAGAUCUUCGCGGAUAUAUUGUCAGCAUUGUUGGAGAUUUACUUGCCUGCAAGUUCGAAAUCGAUAGUAAUUACGAUUCUCUCUUCAAAAUUUGCAGAUGUUUCAUUUAUUUCGGUAAUGUUCAAGAAACUUUGAAUAAUAUGCUUAGAAUCAAUCCGAAAUGCAGAGAUGAUACGAAAAGAAUUAUACUUAAAUGGAUGGAAGGCUUUGAACCUCCAUUUUCGCCUUUAUUCGUUAAUUGUUUGUUGAAUCUUUUGUUAUCUGAACCUUAUUCAAAGGCUGUCUUCAUGAAGACACGUCCUGAACUUGCAAAGGGUGUAAAGAUGUGGGUAGAUAAAGUAACAACCUUAGCAGAACCAAGAAUGCUUAAUGAUAUCAACCGUAUAUUUUCAGAUAUAAUCAGAUAA
Messenger RNA from Trichomonas vaginalis G3, 1569 nucleotides. RefSeq names its product negative elongation factor D family. Bases 1 to 1569 code for a protein of 522 amino acids. NCBI's taxonomy places the organism in Eukaryota, Parabasalia, Trichomonadida, Trichomonadidae. Gene Ontology annotation, molecular function: RNA binding. The record is from RefSeq and is a predicted model, not a curated record. The transcript has a single exon. Gene Ontology annotation, cellular component: nucleus; NELF complex. Gene Ontology annotation, biological process: negative regulation of transcription elongation by RNA polymerase II.